AUGUUUGUGUUGACUCAAGAAGAGGCUGGUGUGUCUCCCAAUCUGAUUAGAGGUAUAAUUUCUCUCCAAGUUCAUAAUAUACAUGCAUUAUUUGACUCUAGUGCUACACAUUCUUUUAUUGCUUUUGAAUAUGCUAAGCAAUUGAACUUGCAUGUUUAUGAUUUGUCUUUUGAUAUGAAUGUUUUGACACUUGCUGGAUCUGCUGUGAAAACUUCAAAUGCAUGCUUGAAUCUUGUGUUGGAGUUUGAGAGUCGAAAGACAACGAUUGAUUUGAUUUGUUUGCCACUUAAGGAUCUUGAUGUGAUUGUGGGCAUGGAUUUGCUAACAGCUAAUAGUGCCACGCUUGAUUAUAAAGCAAAAUUUGUUUCUUUGCCUGUGUAUUGCAUGCCUAUUGAGGUGUCUAAAGGUCUUCCUCUGUUAUCAGCUGUUCAAGUUAAAAGUUGUAUAAAGCAAGGAUGUCAAGCCUUCAUGGUCUUCUUUUCUAUGCAAGCUGAGAUAGAAGAAGGGAUUAAUGAAAUUGAGAUUGUGAAUGAGUUUCCUAAGGCAUUUCCUAAGGAAGUGUUAGAACUACCUGCUGAGUGGGAAGUAAAGUUUUCCAUUAAUUUAGCUCCUGAGACAGAGCCUAUCUCUAAGGCUCCCUAUUAA
This is a messenger RNA of Neltuma alba, 645 nucleotides long. RefSeq lists its product as uncharacterized. The record is from RefSeq and is a predicted model, not a curated record. Bases 1 to 645 code for a protein of 214 amino acids. The transcript has a single exon. Lineage: Eukaryota; Viridiplantae; Streptophyta; Magnoliopsida; Fabales; Fabaceae.